UCAAUCCUCUCCUCCUCUCUCUUCUCAACUCAAAACCCUACCAGAGGAAGAAGACCAAAAGUCGAAUUGAGAGAUUCUGAAGAUUCGUAGAAACUCUCAUCAUCUUAUUUAAAGGCGAAAGAUAGAUAUGACUGCAGAAGUUAAGGUUGAGGAGAAGCAGGUGGAGUCUGAGGUUGUUAUUGCCUCUGCUGUUGUUCCUCCUGUGGAGGAGACAACAGUGAAAGCUGUUGUGGAGGACGAAGUUAAAGCUGUGGAAGAGGUUGAUGGGAGCGAGACUAAGGUUGUGGAGAAGAGUUCUUCUUUUAAAGAAGAGAGCGAUUUCUUCUCUGAUUUGAAGGAUUCUGAGAAGAAGGCUUUGAGUGAUCUCAAGACAAAGCUUGAAGAAGCCAUUGUUGAAAACACGCUGUUUAGGAAGAAGAAAGAGACCCCUGUGAAGGUGGUGGAGAAGAAGAAGGUAGUAGAGGAGAAGGCUGAAGACGAGAAGAAGAGUGAGGCUGUUGUUACAGAAGAAGCCAAAGCUGAGGAAAGCCCCAAAGAAGAAGCAAAGACUGAUGCUGUUGUGACGGAGGAAGCCAAAGCUGAGGCAACUGAGGAUGUUGUUCAAAAGGAAAGCCCCAAAGAAGAAGUAAAGACUGAGGCUGAUAUUGUCGACACCAAAGAGGAAGUGAAAGCUGAGAUUGCAGAAGAAGAGAAGAAAACCGAGGAGGCUGUUGUUACCAAAGAGGCUGAUGUUGUCGACCCCAAAGAGGAAGUGAAAGCUGAGAUUGCAGAAGAAGAGAAGAAAACCGAGGAGGCUGUUGUUACCAAAGAGGCUGAUGUUGUCGACCCCAAAGAGGAAGUGAAAGCUGAGAUUGCAGAAGAAGAGAAGAAAACCGAGGAGGCUGUUGUUACCAAAGAAGCCACUGUGGAGCAGGAGGAAGAAGAUGAGAUUGUGGAUAACGAUAUCGAGCUAUGGGGAGUGCCACUGCUUCCAAGCAAAGGAGCUGAAGGAACAGAUGUAAUCCUCUUGAAGUUCUUGAGAGCAAGAGACUUCAAAGUCAAUGAUGCCUUUGAGAUGCUCAAGAAAACCCUCAAAUGGAGGAAGGAACAGAAGAUUAAUUCGGUCCUUGGGAGAGACUUUGGCGAGGAUCUUGCCUCUGCAGCUUAUAUGAACGGUCUGGACCGUGAAUCACGCCCGGUUUGUUACAAUGUCUACAGCGUUUUCGGUAACGAGGAGCUUUACCAGGCGACGUUUGGAUCAGAGCAAAGCAGAGAGAAUCUGUUGAAAUGGAGGUUUCAGCUGAUGGAGAAGGGAACCCAGAAGCUUGAUCUGAAACCAGGUGGUGUCACUUCUCUUCUCCAGAUCCAUGACCUCAAAAACUGCCCUGGACCUUUGAAGAAAGAGCUAUGGGUUGCAAUCAAGAACGCCAUAGUAGCUUUGCAGGACAACUACCCGGAGCUUGUUUCCAGAAACGUAUUCAUCAAUGUUCCCUUCUGGUUCUACGCCGUCAGCACUCUCCUGUCUCCAUUCUUAACACAACGAACCAAGAGCAAGUUUGUUGUGCCUCGUCCAGCUAAUGUCACAGAGACUCUUCUCAAGUACAUUCCAGCAGAGGAGAUCCCUGUUCAGUACGGUGGUUUCAAAAGAGAUGAUGAUACCGAGUUCUCCAAGGAAGCUGUUUCUGAAGUUGUUGUGAAGCCUGGAUCAUCUGAAACCAUCGAGAUCCCAGCUACUGAGACUGAAGGAACAUUGGUUUGGGACGUUGCUGUUUUGGGAUGGGAAGUGAAUUACAAGGAAGAGUUUGUGCCAGCAGAUGAAGGAGCUUACACCAUAAUUGUCCAAAAGGUGAAGAAGAUCGGUUCUAAUGAAGGUCCGGUCAGGAACAGUUUCAAGAACAGUGAGUCUGGUAAGAUUGUUCUUACCGUUGACAAUGUCUCUAGCAAGAAGAAGAAGAGAGUUCUGUACAGGUACAGGACCAAGACGGAAUCCUCUUGCUGAACUUGAGGCUUCAGUAAAAUCAUCUAAGCAGUCUCUGGAUAUAAUAUUCUUUUGCUACAGUUGAAAAGUUUGGUGUUAUUAUUAUUAUUUUUGAGUGAUACUUAACGUGAGAAAGAGAUACUACUGCCAUUGUUUUAUUGAAAUUCAAUCUUUUUUUGCU
This is a messenger RNA of Brassica oleracea var. oleracea, 2138 nucleotides long. Its product is annotated as patellin-4-like. NCBI's taxonomy places the organism in Eukaryota, Viridiplantae, Streptophyta, Magnoliopsida, Brassicales, Brassicaceae. The transcript has 5 exons. The record is from RefSeq and is a predicted model, not a curated record. The coding region runs from base 128 to 1978 and encodes 616 amino acids. Gene Ontology annotation, molecular function: lipid binding.